AUGUGGUGGCUACCAAUUGGCCGGGUCAAUGACGAGAGCAACAUUGCAAACAAGAAGGCUUCACUCAAUCCUGGGGAUGAUACUGCAUGCGAAUCAAGGGAACUGACAGCCCAAGAAUUGCAUUUUAUCCAGAAUCUUGCCACUGACGAAACGGCCACGAUUAAGCCUGAAAUUGCUGUCCCGGGCUCUAUAUGUCCAGCGGUGGUUGAACCUCCUAGUAAGGAGCAUAAAAAGGAAGCACUCGCGGCUGCAUUGAAAUCCGGAUAUAGCAAGCAUGUCUUCUCUCACAUUCUCAAUUACGGCAUGGAUCUGAAUGUCUGGAUUCUCGAGUGCGACCAAACGCCCUGUGAUCUAGAUAUUAUACCAGAUGUUUGGAGUAAAAUAACCCUUACACCAUUGGAAUAG
Molecule: messenger RNA, 405 nt
Organism: Penicillium hordei
Lineage: Eukaryota; Fungi; Ascomycota; Eurotiomycetes; Eurotiales; Aspergillaceae
Exons: 1
Coding region: 1-405 (134 amino acids)
Source: RefSeq, a predicted model, not a curated record